AUGGUCAAGAUCCGCCAAACUUCCAAAGCCAACGGCGCCGCUUCCCACUUCAGUGUCUCGAAGGCAAAGUCCGGUGCCGGUCCAGCUGGGACACCACGCAAGCGCGCUACCGCUCGUACCAAUGCGGCGGUCAAAAAGGCUACUGCACCAGCUCAGGUUGGCAAAGGAGGAAAGGUCUCUGCCCGUGGUAACGGCGGUGCCGGUGAGAAGCGCAAGCGUGGGAAUCGGGGCAGGAGCGGGGACGAUGCUACCGAUGACUCCGAGGACGAUAAACUCAAAUCCGACGAGUCUGACUCCGAAGAUGAGGACGAACCGCCCAGCAAGAAAGCUAAGUACGGAAAGGGUAAAGUCAACGUCAAACUUGAGGAGAGCGAGGGCGGAUUCUGUGACAGCGGGUAUGAGAAUGCGAAUGAGGAUGCUUUUGUGGGCACUGAGGAGGAGGUCUUUGCCUAG
Molecule: messenger RNA, 453 nt
Organism: Letharia columbiana
Lineage: Eukaryota; Fungi; Ascomycota; Lecanoromycetes; Lecanorales; Parmeliaceae
Exons: 2
Coding region: 1-453 (150 amino acids)
Source: RefSeq, a predicted model, not a curated record